Microplitis mediator is the source of this 1314-nucleotide messenger RNA. RefSeq lists its product as uncharacterized. The transcript is spliced from 2 exons. The record is from RefSeq and is a predicted model, not a curated record. Lineage: Eukaryota; Metazoa; Arthropoda; Insecta; Hymenoptera; Braconidae. The coding region runs from base 471 to 1094 and encodes 207 amino acids.
CAUAUAUUCACAAUUUGUAGGUAGUACAAGAACUGAAAAAUAAUUUUUGGUUGCCAGUAUACCUGUAGUCGUUGCACUGAUCAGUCGAUAGUUUUGUGAUAAAUUAUUUCUCAAGUGAAUUAAAUUAUUAACCAUGGGACGUGAUUCUAGAAAGGUUUCAAGAGAACUUCGGAGUUCUGAAAAAAUUAAUAAGUCGCGUUCAGUCAAAAGAAAGAAUGUUUUUAAUCCGAAAACAGCCGAACGUGAUGAAAGUAUUCAGAGUACAUCUUCUAAAAAAUUAAAACAAAACACUGAAGAUGAUGUACCUGAAGACAGCAGUACUGAAUUUCGAAUAAUAAAUUUUAUUCAGGUAUUCACUGCAAUUUCUGCUCUUAUAAAAUGUAAAAAAUGUGAUGGAAAUGUAGUGUUUCAAACAGCAAGUACACGUGGGCUGGGAUUCAAAAUUGUAGUUGCAUGUAAUAACUGUGGAAAUGAAUAUAUUCCUUCCUGUUGAAAAUAUGAAAUCUGCUAUAAUGGCAACCUUUUAUCACUACGGCUCGAGUGAUGAAAAACCGAAUCAUGAUAUGUGUCCAAAAGGCGAAGAAUCUUGGUGCUCUUACCAGCGCGCUGAAGCAAGAGGAGAGCUUGAUACCUUUUCUCACGAUUAUUCUCCUUUACCUUCUGAUGUUUUAAAAGCUAUCAAGCCUAUAUACGAAGAUCUUAGUAAUGAAAAUUUACUUUCAAGAUGUGUAGGUGGAUUCAAUCAGAAUAAUAAUGAAAGCUUUAACCAACUAGUAUGGAAAAUAUGCCCAAAAACGGUAAAUACUAGUUUUACUAUCGUACAAAUAGCUGCAUACGUUGCUAUGUGUAUAUUUAAUGAGGGUAUAAAUUCAUUAUUAGUCUUGAUGAAUACACUAGGACUUAAUUGUGGGCCUAAUUCUCAUCGGUAUGCAGAAAGAAUGGAUGCUGCACGUAUCAAAGUAGCAGAUAAGCGCGCUAAUGAUAACACCCGAGAAGGUCGAUUGCAACGUAGGCACCAGCAAAUCGAUAUUUUGGAAGCUGCUAUGUCGGCUGAAGAGCUAUUAUAUGGUCCAGGAAUAGAUGACUCAGUAUGAAUCUCCAAGGACUUAUGAUGAUCACCGCAAAGGACUUCGGGAGGAACGGGCUCUACAAAAACAGCGAUAACUUUUUGAAUUAUUAAUUUUUUUUUUUGAAAUUUUCGUGAAGUCAAAUCGAAACGUGUUCUAAUAAAGCUAUGUUUUUAUUUUUGUCAAAUAAAGUAAUUAACUACAAAAAAAAAAUUAUUGAAAAUCAUCAUUUUUUCAUACCCCUGAG